UUCGCUUUCGCUUUCGCUUUGCCUCCCGCCAUCGCGACGGGCGGCAGCGGCGGCGCCGGGGGCCGGCGGCCGCGGCAGGCGGUCUGGGGGCUGCCGGGGCUGCGGCGCGGCGCGGUGCGGUGCGGUGCGGUGCCGCGCCACGCGCCCCAGGGCUGUGCCCAGCGGGGGAAUUCCCGCCGUUCCUUCCCGGCUCCCUCAGGCGGCGGGUGUAAAAUGGCGCCGCGGCGGCGGGCCGGGCCGCCCCCAUGGCCGUCGCUGGCCGUGGCGGCGGGGCUGGUGGGGCUGCUGAGCGCGGCUCUGGCUCUCGGCGGUGACAGCACGCCCUUCCCCUGGCAGGGGGUGAGACUCCCCAAGGAUGUUGUCCCACUGCGUUACCACCUCGUCAUCCAUCCCAACCUCACCACCCUGACCUUCGCCGGCAGCGCCGCCAUCGAGGUUACAGUCACCUGGCAGACCAGCGCGGUAGUCCUGCACAGCAAGCACCUGAGGAUCGCCAGGGCCACCGUCGAGGCUGGCCACGGCCGCCCGGCGCAGGAGGCGCGGGUGGUGGAGCAGCAGGCCCUGGAGCAGGUGGCACUCCUCACCGCUGAGCCCCUGCGGGCUGGGCACAACUACACCCUCCGCAUCCAGUACCGGGCAAAUCUCUCCGAGUCCUUCCAUGGCUUUUAUAAAAGCACCUACAGGACCCGGGAAGGAGAACUCAGAGUGCUUGCAGCAACACAGUUUGAGCCGACAGCUGCGCGAAUGGCCUUCCCAUGUUUUGAUGAACCAGCCUUCAAAGCCAGGUUCUCAAUUAAGAUCAGGAGGGAACCAAAGCACCUUGCGCUGUCCAAUAUGCCAAUUGUGAAGUCUGUGAAUCUAACUCCCUGGCUUGUUGAGGACCAUUUUGAUACCACUGUCAAGAUGAGUACGUACCUCGUGGCCUUUAUCGUUUCGGACUUUAAAUCCGUCAGCAAAAUAACCAGUCGCGGAGUUAAGAUUUCUGUGUAUACGGUGCCAGACAAGAUCAAGCAAGCUGAUUACGCGUUGGAUGCUGCGGUGAAACUUUUAGACUUCUAUGAGGAUUACUUCAGCAUUCCAUAUCCUUUACCGAAACAAGAUUUAGCAGCUCUUCCUGAUUUUCAGUCUGGUGCUAUGGAAAACUGGGGAUUGACCACAUACCGGGAAUCCGCAUUGUUGUAUGACCCUGAAAAGUCCUCGGCGUCUUCUAAACUUCAGAUUACUAUGAUAAUAGCCCAUGAGCUGGCUCAUCAGUGGUUUGGCAACCUUGUUACCAUGGAGUGGUGGAAUGACCUGUGGUUAAAUGAAGGGUUUGCGAAGUUUAUGGAGUUCGUCUCAGUCAGCGUUACCCAUCCAGAACUGAGAGUUGAAGACUAUUUCUUACGGAGAUGUUUUGAUGCCAUGGCAGUGGAUGCCUUAAAUUCCUCACACGCUAUAUCUACUUCUGUGGAAGAUCCAGCUCAAAUUUUAGAAAUGUUUGAUAGCGUUUCCUAUGAGAAGGGAUCUUGCGUAUUAAAUAUGCUGAGGGACUACCUGACUGCUGAUGUGUUUAAAGCUGGACUUGUCCAGUACCUGCAGAAAUACAGCUAUCAGAAUACAAAAAAUGAAGAUUUGUGGAACAGCAUGACAAAUAUUUGCCCUACAAUAGGUAACGAUAAAAAUGGACUACCAGGUGAUGGUUUUUGCAGAAGCAGCCAACAGUCAUCUUCAAGUGCACACUGGACUAACAGAGAACCUCCUGACGUGAGGGCAAUGAUGGACACCUGGACGCUGCAAAAAGGCUUUCCCCUGGUAACUGUCACAGUGAGAGGGAAGAACGUCCACCUGCAGCAGGAGCGCUACGUGAAGGGAGUAGACGCUGCCUUGUCCACAGGGUACUCGUGGCACGUUCCUCUAACCUACAUUACCAGUAAAUCUGACACGGUGGAGAGAUUUUUGAUGACAACUAAAGCAGAUGUCAUUAUCCUCCCGGAAGAGGUGGAGUGGGUUAAAUUCAACGUGGACAUGAAUGGGUAUUACAUUGUGCACUACGAAGAUGACGGAUGGGAUCGCCUGAUUAACCUUUUGAAAGAGAACCACACAGCAAUUAGCAGCAACGACAGAGCCAGUCUGGUUAACAACGUAUUCCAGCUCGUGAGCGUAAACAAAUUGUCGAUUUCCAAAGCUUUUGAUUUGAGUUUGUACCUGAAACACGAAAGACAAAUCAUGCCUGUACUCCAGGGUAUGAGCGAGCUGAUUCCUAUAUACAGGCUUGUGGAGAGGAGGGAUACGGAUGGUACAGAGAAACAGUUAAAGGAGUAUAUAGUCAAUCUGUUUAAAGACCUGAUUGACGAGCAGUCUUGGAGCGAUGAAGGCUCAGUGUCUGAGAGAUUUCUUAGGCGCUCGCUGCUGCUGUUCGCCUGCGUGCACAGGUACCAGCCGUGCGUGGACAAAGCCAAAGGAUAUUUUACAGAAUGGCAGAAAUCCAACGGGACCUUGAGCUUGCCAGCAGAUGUGAAGGCAGCAGUGUAUGCUGUCGGAGCGCAAACAUCCGAAGGCUGGGAUUUCCUGCUCAGUAAAUACAGACUGCACUCCUUCAGCGUGGAGAGAGACGACAUCGAAUGGGCGCUCAGCCUCAGCAGAAGUAAGGACAAGCUUCAGUGGUUAAUGGAUCAAGGUCUGCGUGGUGACAUCGUAAGAACUCAGGAUCUUCCACAUAUUAUUGUAUUUGUUUCCAAAAACCCAUCCGGCUAUCAUCUGGCUUGGACGUUUUUGAAAGCAAAUUGGGAGAAAUUCGUAGAAAAAUUUGAACUCGGUUCGAAUUCCAUAGCCACCAUCGUCACUGGAGUGACAAGUCGGUACUCUACAAGGUCACAGCUUGCACAGGUGAAAGAAUUCUUCAGUUCUCUGGAUGAAAAAAGCGCACGGCUUCGCUGUGUCCAGCAAGCUAUCGAAACCAUUGAAGACAACAUACAAUGGAUGGAUAGAAAUUUGGAGAAAGUCAAGACAUGGCUGCAAAACAACCAUCUCUCUGACCUGUCGGUUUCCUCACGAAUACGCUGAAGCAGACAGAAACUUUACAGAGAUAAAAACUUGGGGGGGAAAAAUGCAUAACCUGGAACUCAUCAUGAACUUUUGACCGUGCCUUGCUUGCUCUUCCCUCAGCUAGAAAUUAGACCUGCCCAAGCAGUUGAAACUUCCUUCACCAGAGCUCAGAGACGCUGCCGAGUUCUGCUGUUGAGGGCAAAAAGCUGUGUCACAAUGCUACAGAAAAUACCAUUGUGGAAUAAUUACUAAAUUGGCCAAGAAUACAAAAAUACAGCAUUGUUCACACAUGAAGGAAAGUCAUAAAAUCAAGAGGCUUCUGAGGUAGAAUACAGCCGCAGCUAGCACGCGACGAAUGCCACAUCUGUGAUUCCCUGCACAAGGUUGUUCGUGAAACUACACAAGGGAUGGAAGGGAACGCGCUUGUUCCGUGGCCUUCCCUUGUGACGAAUAGCAGAUAUGGGGACAAGACGGUACUACGGAACUGAUAAGCGGCCUACACGCUACCCGAGCCAACAUUUCGUCAAAUGUUGAUGAAAUGCUGUCCUUUGUGCGAACUUUGCUCACCACAAUGUACCAAAACACACCUCCAUCCCGGAGGCUAUCCGCCCCCGAGGUGUGAACGCUCCUCCUUGAAUACAUUAAUCAUAAUAAAAGUACGUAUGACUAAAGUCACUCAAACUCCACUUUGAAGAUAAAAAAAUAAUAUAAAAAUAGCCCAAGAGAGAGGGGAUGUCAGGGAAGACACCAUCGCGAAGAAUUCCACCGCUGAUUUCCGGGAUCAGUCGACGGGCUGAGCCUUUCUUCCCCCCCAUAGGGACGCCUUUGGGUAAGACUUCGAUUACACCGAGCGCUUUCUCGGGGACUUAGAAAUUUCUCUAGAGAAUCUCUACCCUACAUUUAUAGCCAGGCUGUAUCGUUUAUAAUUUGUCGCGCGUUUGUAUACUUAGCAAUAUCUUUAUUUGCACGUGCUUUGCAGACAGUGUAUUUAUCACCGGCAAUCCUAAAGAACCUGUAUAUCUGUUGUUUAAAUAAACUGCACUGUUUCAGUAGCUGGUCGUUCCGCUUUCUCACUGAACGCGACCAAAACUUGAGAGAGGCCGUGCUAGUUCAGGAGCACGACUAGACUGAAGGUGCAGCCCACUACUAGUGUAUCCAAAUCGUAGUAGUUUAAUACAUAUUAAACGCCAUUGGACUGAUAGUGCCGAAUUGGGCAUCACUCAGAAUUUAAACCCAGCCGCACCUGGCCUCCCGCCUCGGUGAGGAGUGUUAGAACGCAAGGGGGUUUAUCUUCUGCCAAAACCGCUUGGCCCCGUUUCACGCAACAACCAUUCCUCU
Messenger RNA from Chroicocephalus ridibundus (black-headed gull), 4362 nucleotides. RefSeq names its product endoplasmic reticulum aminopeptidase 1-like. Lineage: Eukaryota; Metazoa; Chordata; Aves; Charadriiformes; Laridae. The record is from RefSeq and is a predicted model, not a curated record. Gene Ontology annotation, biological process: peptide catabolic process; proteolysis. Bases 214 to 3042 code for a protein of 942 amino acids. The transcript is spliced from 19 exons. Gene Ontology annotation, molecular function: zinc ion binding; metalloaminopeptidase activity; peptide binding. Gene Ontology annotation, cellular component: cytoplasm.